Molecule: messenger RNA, 1872 nt
Organism: Platichthys flesus (European flounder)
Lineage: Eukaryota; Metazoa; Chordata; Actinopteri; Pleuronectiformes; Pleuronectidae
Product: zinc-binding protein A33-like
Exons: 1
Coding region: 208-1590 (460 amino acids)
Molecular function (GO): zinc ion binding; protein binding
Source: RefSeq, a predicted model, not a curated record
UUCAUCUUCCAAACCAAACCCAACUAGACCAAAAGUCCUGAGUGAGUCCAGCUACAGGAGAGAAGAGUAAAACUACAACCUGCUGACGCUGUUCACACUGACCGUGAGUUUAACAAACUCCUCGACUCAGAGUGGAAGUAAACCUCAGUGAAGUUCGUGGAGCUGUGACUGACUGACUGUCUGUUUUCACCUUCACCUGGAGACUCAAUGGCUUCCAGAUUAGAAGAGGAUCUCUGCUGUCCCGUCUGCCGUGAUGUCUUCAGAGAUCCUGUUCUUCUAUCAUGUAGCCACAGCUUCUGUAAAGACUGUGUGAAGAGCUGGUGGAAAGACAAAGAAGUAAAAGAGUAUCCACUUUGUAAGACAAUAUCUCCAAUGUCUCAACCAACUGUUAACCUGGCGUUAAAGAACCUGUGUGAGACGUUCUUACAGGAGAGAGAUCAAAGCCCUUCACAUGUUAUCUGCAAUCUGCACUCAGAGAAACUCAGACUCUUCUGUCUGGACCAUCAGCAGCCAGUGUGUCUCAUCUGCAGAGAUUCAGAACAACACACCGACCACAGAUUCAGACCCGUAGAAGAAGCUGCAAAGCAACCCAAGAAGCAGCUUCAGGAAACUCUGGAGCCAUGGAAGAAGAAGUUACAGUGUUUUGAACGUGUUAAAGUGGAGUUUGAACAAACAGCAAAACACAUUAAGGUCCAGGCCCGACACACAGAGAGGAAGAUCAAGGAGCAGUUUGAAAAGCUUCAUCGGUUUCUACAGGAGGAAGAGGAGGCUAGGAUGGCUGCACUGAGGGUGGAAGAGGAGCAGAAGAGUCGGAUGUUGAAGGAGAAGAUUGAAUGUCUGAGCAGAGACAUAAAAGCUCUUUCAGACACAAUCAGAACCACAGAGGACGAGCUGAGAGCUGAUAACGUCUGGUUCCUGCUCAACUACAAGGCUGCAGUGAAACGAGUCCAGCAGCGCCCCCUGCUGGAAGAUCCACAGCUGGCCUCAGGAGCCCUGAUAGAGAAGGCCAAACAUCUGGGCAACCUCAGCUUCAACAUCUGGAACAAGAUGAAAGACCUGGUCUCCUACAGUCCUGUGAUUCUGGACCCAAACUCUGCUCAUCCAGUACUCGUCCUGUCUGAAGGUCUGACCGGUUUUGAACAAGGACAGGAACAGAAGCUUCCUGACAAUCCAGAGAGGUUUGAACAUUACUUAUCAGUCCUGGGAUCUGAGGGUUUUAACUCAGGGACUCACAGCUGGGACGUCCUGGUUGGAAACAGUACUUACUGGACACUGGGUGUAAGAGCAGAGUCUGCCCAGAGGAAGAGAAUCAAACUGUCUGGAUCAUGGGGAAUAUGGUUCUGUGAAGGUAAAUACUCAGCGUGGUCUUCAUCAGCAUCAUCUGUUCUCUCUGUGGAGAAGAUCCAGAAGAUCAGAGUGAAACUGGACUGGAACAGAGGAAAGCUGUCGUUCACUGAUCUUGAUACUAACAAACACAUUCACACCUUCAAACACACUUUCACUGAGAAGAUGUUUCCAUACUUUAGCACUGCAGAUCACUUGAUGCUGUUACCUGUGAAUGUCUCUGUGACACUGGAUCAGCGCAGGUAGAGAUAAAGAUUUUAUGUAAGAGAAAACUUCUGAAUAUAAAUGUUCAACUCAUAAGUCUAAAGCUUUGUUUAUUUCUCCUUUUACUUCUCACUGAUUUUUAUUUUCAUGGUAAACGUUUCCUAUCAUUUAGAUUUUGUCUGGAUCUAUGAAGUCGAGCAACUGAUGAAGAUCCACAUAAAACACAUUUAUUUAUAAUCCAACAUAUAUGAACAUUUGUCUGUUUGUUGUGAUGAAGCCAAAUUGAUCCUGUCUGUAAAAGUGUUUAUUCAACCGCAGCCUAGU